AGGUCGGUGAUGAGAGCGGCUUCCUUUGUCUGUGUCCGAGCCCGGAUAGCUGGGGGAGGGGUGAAAAGUGUGAGUCCUUCCCGACCGUCCUCGGAAGCGCAGUGGUCCUGGCAGUCCGUGCAGGUCCAGUUGGUAAACCAGCAGUUCCAGUAGCGCUUCAGUCCUCACAGCCCCUGCACCACAGCAGUUCCAGUUCGUGAUACAGCAGCCUGUACGCCAACAACGCUGCAGCGUCUGUCCUCCCAGCUGGCCCAGCACCCACUCCAGAUUCCCAACAGCAUCUCUGCACGAGUAAACCAGCAGCAGUUCUGCUCUUCGUGCAGCUCCCCAGCAGCACCUUGAGCUCCCUCACCACCUGCCCCCCCGGCUCUACCGGACAGCAGCUCAUAGAUCAGCAGCCCCAGCAGCAACGCCGUCGCCAGCAGCCUGCUCCACCGGUGACCAGCAGCAUCCCUCGGCUUCACCGGUAGCGACUGGAGCCGCGGGAGUCAUGGCCAGAAGGCCGCCCAGCUGCAGCAGCAGAAAAACCUGACACCAGCAGCAGCAACCGCUCGAGGCUUGGCCCUUAACCACCACCGUUGGACCAGCAGCAGCUACGGGAGUCCCCCGGCUGCACCAGCACCGUUCGGCCACACCAGCAGCGGCUGCGGAGCCCUGGCCCACAGGCCACAAGUAGAAACACCCGGGCUAACCCGCUGCUUUUCGCACACCGCUCGGCCUCAUCACUAGCAGCUCCAGCAGCAAGAGCGCGCAGUGGAAACGGCGGUUGCUGGAACUCUGUCCAGCAGCAUCAGUAGAAACCCUAGCAAGCCGGUGGAGACGGCGGCAUAGGCGUGAGACUCCGUUCUGCUUCGACAAGAGCCGCGCUCCCGGUCAGCCUGGUUCCCUAAGGCAGCCUUGAAUCUGCAGCUAUUCGACUAUAGCUGCUUCAUUCCAGCAGCGCCUCUCUCGAUUCUCCUCUGGUUUAUCGUCGGAAGCUUUAUCUGCACCAGCGCUGUGAGUCCUCCCGCAAAUGUUCCGCAGCUCCGCAGAAACGUCGCUCGCUGAGAAGCCUAGCGGUCUGAUAAUUCACCUGUGGUCGCCAGGGAUGGAGGGAGCACUGGCCAGGAGCUCGGACGGAGGGCACCCGGAGCCCAGCGAGGAGCGGGCCUACCGCUGCGCCGACUGCGGCAAGGCCUUCCACCGGCCGUCCUCCCUGGAGAUCCACCGGCGCAGCCACACCGGUGAGCGGCCCUUCGCCUGUCCUGAGUGCGGCCGAGCCUUCAGCCAGUUGUCCAACCUGCGGACCCACCGGCGGAUCCACGGCGGUGGGGCGAAGGAGGCCCUUCCCGAACUGCCUCCACUCCCGGGCCCUGACACCGGCCCGGAGGGGGCUGAGGUGGUGGUAGAACUGGAAGGGGAUGGGGAGCCCCUCCGGCCCUUCCGUUGCCUGGCCUGCAGCAAGGCUUUCGCCAGCCGCUCCCACCUGCGGGCUCACGAGCGGGCCCACACCGGCGAGCGGCCUUUCGGGUGCCCGGCCUGCGGCAAGGCCUUCGCCUGCUCCUCCCGCCUGCUGAAGCACCAGCGCAGUCACACCGGCGAGCGGCCCUUUGCCUGCCCGUCCUGCCCCAAGCGCUUCUCCUGCCCCUCGUACCUGCAGGUGCACCGGCGCGUCCACACCGGCGAGCGGCCCUUCGCCUGCCCGUCCUGCCCCAGGCGCUUCGCCUGCUCAUCCAACCUGCUCACCCACGGCCGCGUCCACCGCGCCGAGCUGCACGGGCCCUUCAUCUGCUCGCAGUGCAGCCGCGGCUUCAAGUACAUGCGCAAGCUGGAGGCGCACCGGGCCACGCACGGCGCCGGGCGCCCCUUCACCUGCCCAGAAUGCGCCAAGCAGUUUGACUACCCGUCACAGCUGGAGACACACCGGCGGGUGCACACCGGCGAGCGGCCCUUCGCCUGCCCCUACUGCACCCGCCGCUUCAGCCGUUCCUAUCACCUACACAUCCACCAGCGGGUGCACACUGGCGAGCGGCCCUACAAGUGCUCGCAUUGCGCCAAGGCCUUCACCUGCUCUUCCUCCUUGCUCAAGCACCAGGCCACACACUCCUGCGCCUGAAAAUGGCCCCGAACUUGUUGUCAUCCCUGUCUGGUGGAGUCCAUUGUUCUCUCACACCCCACUCCCUCCCUUUCUCCUCCUCUCCUCCCUCUCCCCCUCCCUUCCCCUCCCCUCCAUUUCAGCCUCUCCCCUCCCCCUCCAUUUCUGCCUCUCCCUCUCCCUUCCCCUCCUCCUCCAUUUCUGCCUCUCCCCCUCCCUUCCCUUCCCCUCCAUUUCAGCCUCUCCCUCUCCCUUCCCUUCCCCUCCCCCUCCAUUUCUGCCUCUCCCUCUCCCUUCCCCUCCCCUCCAUUUCAGCCUCUCCCUCCUUUCCCCCUCUCCAUUUCAGCCUCUCCCUCUCCCUUCCCUUCCCCUCCCACUCCAUUUCUGCCUCUCCCUCUCCCUUCCCCUCCCCUUCCAUUUCUGCCUCUCCCUCUCCCUCCCCCUCCCCCUCCAUUUCUCCCUCUCCCUCCUCCUCUCUUUCUCCCCCUUUUUCUUUCCUUCUCUUUUACUCUCUUUCUAUUUCUUUCCCUCUCUCCACAAAGUAAAUUUGUAAUCCAGUUACACGUACAGUGUGCCACCAUGCACUACCUUGAGGUCACUUUCUUGCAGACGUUUACAGGAAGAGAAAACCAAUACAAUAAAAUUUAUGGGAAAAAAAACUACAAACAGACCAAGACUGACAAACGACCAACAUGGAAAAGACAAACUGUACAAAUAAAAGAUAAUUCUGAGAACAAGAGUUGUAAAGAGUCCUUGAAAGUGAGUCAGUAAGGAGAUGCAGGUCAGAGUGGAGGUGAGUGAAAUUAACCGUGCCAGUUCAGGAGCCUGAUGGGGAAGGGUACUAAUGCUUCCUGGGACUUGUAGUGUGGGACCCAAGGCUCCUGUACCUUCAUCCUGGUGGAGAAGAGGAUUGUGGGGGUCCUUAAUUAUGGAUGUCGCUUCCAUGUGGCCGCACUCCUUGAAAAUGUGCUCAGUGUUGGGGAGGGCUUUUCCUGUGAUGGAUUGGGCUGCCAUUGGGCUGUUAACUUCUGUGGCUUUUUUUCCAUUGCUGGACGUUGGUGUUCUCAUACGGGGCUGUGAAGCUUCUCUGUCUCUCCCUUUCUGUGCCAUCGGGGGAGUCGGGAUAUCUGUGGCUGCGCGCCUGGAGACCCGAGAUCUUCGCGAUCUUCUGGGACAGAGCUCGAGAAAGGUGGCGUAACGGAUUUCUGUCAUCGUAAGCCCGCGAGUUGUUUGUUAUGUCACCCCGCUCGCUGGGGAAACGGAGACACCUUCUCCCUUAUUAGGGGGAGAGAGAGAGAGUCUGUGGUAUGUUGUAUACUGUACCGGGUGAAACGCAAAGUCUUUGGGGGUAACUGCAAGUCUAUGUCUUUGCUAUUGCUUUGCUCACUCUUGAGAGCCAAUGCUUUUUUUUGCCGGUGGGGGGGAAGGAGGGAUUGUUACCUGCUGCCACUUACACACAGGAGGGAGGGGAGCUUUGGGACUGUCAUUAAUUCCUCUUUUCCUGGAUAUUUGUGAAGAAAAAUGUGUAUUGCACACAUUUCUCCGACAUUAAGUUGGACCUUUGAACCUUUGAUUUGGGAUGGAUGGUUUCCUUAUCCUGCUCAAGGGAUUUCGCCGCUGCAGGACUUAAAAAGCAAGAGGGUUGGUGGGACCACUCCAUGGUGCUGGGACAUAAGUGUCUGAAUUAUAGGAAGAGCUUGGAUAGUCUACGAAUUCAUUCCUUGACGGCGGCUGCAUAGCGAUUAUUUAUUUAUUGAGAAACAACAUGGAGUAGGUCCUUCCAGCCGUGCUGCGCAGAAAACUGAUUUAACCCUAGCCUAAUGAUGGGACAAUUUGCAAUGACCAAUGAACCAACCAACCAGUACUUCUUUGGACUGUGGGCGGAAACCGGAGCACCAGGAGGAAACCCACGCAUCCAUGGGGAGAGCGUACCAACUCCUCACAGACAGCAGUGGGAACUGUACUCUAAAGCGUUGUGUGAACCACUACGCUACCGCUGUGACGCUAUUACAGCUCAGGCUGGCGGAGUUCAGAGUUCCAGCCUGGCGUCUUCUGUGAUGUCCUCCCCUUGGAAUGUAUGGGUACCCUUUGGGUGCUCCCGUGUCCUACCACACUCCACAGGUAUACUGGUUAGUAAGUUCACAAACACGAGAAAAUCUGCAGAGGCUGGAAGUCCAAAGUGACACACACACACACACACACACACACACACACACACACACACACACACACACACACACACACUCACACACACACACACUCACACACACACACACACUCACACACACACACACUCACACACA
This is a messenger RNA of Hypanus sabinus (Atlantic stingray), 4377 nucleotides long. Its product is annotated as gastrula zinc finger protein xLCGF3.1-like. The transcript is spliced from 2 exons. Lineage: Eukaryota; Metazoa; Chordata; Chondrichthyes; Myliobatiformes; Dasyatidae. Gene Ontology annotation, molecular function: DNA-binding transcription factor activity, RNA polymerase II-specific; RNA polymerase II cis-regulatory region sequence-specific DNA binding. Gene Ontology annotation, biological process: regulation of DNA-templated transcription. The record is from RefSeq and is a predicted model, not a curated record. Bases 1013 to 2095 code for a protein of 360 amino acids.